AAUCAUCAAACUAAUAUUUUUAAACACCGUCGAGUUAUUCGCAUCUGUCAAGCCCAAUUCAUUUCCUGAAGCAGAAUAAUCGCAGAAGCAACGAUAACUGCGCCACAACCCUUCUCGAAUACAGAACCACAUACUCAACCGCCCCCCUUCAUCCGACGCAAUGGGCUGGUGGCCAUUCUCUUCAGAAACCCGCGGCGACGCCAUCCGCAACGGCAAUGCCAUUCCCACACGUAACGAGCGAGCUGUAUGCUGGGCCGCCCGUGACGCCUACUUUGCCUGUCUCGAUGCCAACAACAUUGUCGAUGCUACAAAGGACCCGGGUGCCAGCGCUGCCGCAAAGGCCUGCGCCGCCUCUUCCGCCGAGUUUGAGAAAGACUGCGCCGUGGCCUGGGUCAAGUACUUUAAGCAGUGGCGCGUUGCCGAUAUUCAGAAGAAGCGAAGACUGGACGAGCUGAGAAAGCAGGGAGCCGUGGAAAUGUCGGUGUCGACGGCCUUUGCGCCAGAGGGCAAGGGCACAUCCAAGGAUGACCUGCAGAGCAUGUGGGAGAAGAAGGGCGGCAAUUAACGAUAGGACUCACAUCAUGGGCGACAAGUGGAAUUUCACAGUAUAUAAAACAGGACAUUGGCGAACAAGAGCACAGCCUCUCAUGCCCGACGACUGCGAUUUUGGAGAGGGACAUGUACGUUUAAGGGCCUGGUUCAAAGGCAGCAUGUAUAAUUAGCUAUGAGACUUCUGGCCAACAACGCAGCGGUACGGCACACAAGGAAGCACAAUCAAGGAUACAAAAUAAAACUCUUCUUAUUCUUCUUCAUUCUAAGUUACUACUUUAGCAUUACAAAAAACAAUGACCCUAGUCCCUUCCCAUGCAGGCUUGCCCAAUCAAACAAGGUGGCAAGAAAUAUAAAACAGCAGGAAUAGAAAAUACUCGCAAAUGCAGCUGGUGGUAUCAUCCAUGUGUUGGAGCAAACAAAAAAAGACAAGAAAGAAAACAAAAGUAGAAAUCCUACUGAAGGCUGAGAAUAAAGGACAUGAUGGAAAACCAAACUCACGCCAACGAGAAACAGCGCCGAUGGGUUGAUCAGAAAAGAAGCUGUUGUCAGGCGAAUUAAGGAUAUGAGUAUUGAUUAA
[Torrubiella] hemipterigena is the source of this 1129-nucleotide messenger RNA. The record is from the annotation of a GenBank genome assembly. NCBI's taxonomy places the organism in Eukaryota, Fungi, Ascomycota, Sordariomycetes, Hypocreales, Clavicipitaceae.